CUACUGAACGGUUCAGUCUUCUCUUGGUGAGAUAUGUAUAGCCGGAUCCAAUUUCAUAGAUAACCACUUCAUUGAACCGUAGCGGGAGCGACUUGACCCGACACCGGUGGAUAUAGCGCCAUCUACAGGCACCUGUUGAGAGUUUCAACGAUGGCGGGGAUACACGAAGGUCCUGAAUAUGGGAUCGGGGAUUUUGUACUACUGCGAGAUCUUACUCUCGAUGCUUUUAUGGAAAAUCUUAAACACAGGUUUGAGAAGGGCAAGAUCUACACCUACAUCGGGGAGGUGGUUGUGUCCGUCAACCCAUACAGGUCAGUGGAUUUAUACAAUCAGAGUUACGUUGAGGAGUACCGAGGCCGGGAGAUCUAUGAGCGGCCCCCGCACAUCUUUGCACUUGCUGACAAUGCCUACAAGACGAUGAAGAGGAAUGCCAGGGACACCUGUAUAGUCAUUUCAGGUGAGAGCGGGGCAGGCAAGACAGAAGCAUCCAAGAUCAUUAUGCGAUACAUUGCUGCAGUCACAAAUGUAAGCGGACAGAAGGAAGUAGAAAGGGUAAAGGAUGUCCUCAUCAAGUCCAACAAUAUUCUGGAAGCAUUUGGAAAUGCCAAGACCAAUAGGAAUGAUAACUCAAGUCGCUUCGGUAAAUACAUGGACAUCAACUUUGACUUCAAGGGGGAUCCGGUCGGAGGUCACAUUAACAACUACUUGCUGGAAAAGAGUCGGGUUGUGUACCAGCAGGAUGGCGAGCGGAACUUCCACUCCUUCUAUCAGCUUCUGUCGGGAGCACAAGAUGACCGGCUGAGCAAGUUGAAGCUGACCAGAGACUCCACACAGUAUCAUUACGUGAGACAGGGAGGGAGUGCCAAGGUUGAUUCCAUCAAUGAUCGGCGUGACUUCAAGUCUGUGAUGGAUGCCAUGAAAGCCACUGGGUUCGCCUUCAUGCAUGUGGAGACGUUAUGGAGCAUCGUUGCAGCUGUCAUACACCUGGGCAAUGUGGAGUUUGGUGUGGCAGAGGAGGAAGACAUCGCGUGUGUAGGGAACCAGUCAGUCAGCAACAUCAUCGCCGGGCUGCUGGGGGUGCGGCCGGACCAACUUGAGAAGGCGCUGUGCUCGCGUACCAUCGCUGCUGGAGGCAACGUUGUGGAAAAGGGACUCACGAAGAAGGACGCCUACUUUGCCAGGGAUGCCUUUGCUAAGGCAAUCUAUGACCGUAUGUUCAGCUGGAUAGUGGGGCGCAUCAAUGAGGCAAUUGACCCCAAGGCCAGCGGCGUCCGAUACACCAGCAAGGGUACCGUCAUCGGAGUCCUCGACAUCUAUGGCUUUGAGAUCUUUGACAACAACAGCUUUGAGCAGUUCUGCAUCAACUACUGCAACGAGAAACUCCAGCAGCUGUUCAUAGAGUUGGUGCUGAAGCAGGAACAGGAAGAGUACAUGCGGGAGGGCAUCGAGUGGCAGCAUGUGGACUACUUCAACAACAAGGUGAUCUGUGACCUGGUGGAACAGCCCCACAAGGGGGUCCUGGCCAUCCUGGACGAGGCCUGUCUCAGCGUGGGCAAGGUCACGGACAAAAUGUUCCUGCAGGCCAUGUCCCAGAAGCUGAACCACCAUGACAGGUUCACCUGCAGAUCGCUUGUGCCGUCUGACAAGACCCUGGACCAUGACAAGGACUUCCGUAUUAAGCAUUACGCGGGCGAUGUCACCUACUCCGUGGAGGGCUUCAUCGACAAGAACAGGGACACUCUCUUCCAGGACUGCAAGAGACUUCUGUUCAACAGUGACAACGAGCUGCUCAAGUGUAUGUGGCCAGAAGGGAAGCUGUCCGUGACUGAGACCACCAAGCGCCCCAUCACAGCUGGCACCAGCUUCAAGAGCUCCAUCAUCUCUCUGGUGCAGAACCUGGCCUCCAAGGAGCCCCACUAUGUGCGGUGUGUCAAGCCGAAUGAGAUCAAGUCGCCGGUGGUGUUCGACGACACGAGGGUGAAGCACCAGGUGAUGUACCUGGGCCUGAUGGAGAACGUCCGUGUGAGGAGGGCAGGGUUUGCCUACAGGAUGGGCUACACCAGGUUCCUACAGAGGUACAAGUGUAUCACGUCGAAGACAUGGCCCAAGUUCCGGGGAUCUGAUUUUGAUGGCGUCAAGAGUAUUAUACAGGAGCUGAACUUUGACAGUGAUGUCAAAUACGGACGCUCCAAACUGUUCAUCCGAUCCCCUCAGACCCUGUUCUCGCUGGAAGAAACCCGUGACUCCAAGAUACCACCAAUAGUGCUCUUCCUGCAAACGCAUUGGCGGGGAGGAAUGGCCCGAUCCCGGGUGAAGAAGAUGAGAGCCAUCUACCUGAUCAUGGGACGCUACAGGAAAUACAAGAUGAGAUCCUACAUCAUGAGUCUUGUCGAGCGCUUCAGGAAUGUGAGGAACAAGAAGGACUAUGGCAAGAAUAUCCAGUGGCCGCGACCUCCGUCCGUCCUGGAGGGACUGGUCAGCAUGCUGCAGAGAAUACACAACAGAUGGAGAGCAAACAUGAUACUACGCAACAUACCCAAGGAGGAUCGGCCAGCUCUCCGCCUCAAAUGUGCAGCGUCCGAUGCUCUCAAGGGCCAGAGGAUCGAUUAUGGCCUGAAGCGAAAGUGGGAGAGCAACUACCUGUCUUCGACCAAAGACAACAGCUCCACCCAUGACUUUGUGUCCCAGAUGAGUGUCCUCAAGAGUCAGGACCACUACAGCCGGGUCCUCUUCUCAUCCUUUGUCAAGAAGGCAAACAAAUUCAACAAAACUGCUGACAGGGGUGUGGUCAUCACAGACAAAUACAUCUACAAGCUUGACCCCAAGAAGAAGUUCAAAGCGAUGAGGAAGGGGACGCCUAUUUCAGAUGUGACGGGUCUGGCAGUGUCUCCGGAGCGUGACCAGCUGAUUGUGGUCCACCUGAACAGCGGCAAUGAUCUGGUCCUCUGUCUACAGAGCAAGGUCAACGAGGAGAGAGUUGGGGAGAUGGUCGGGGCUCUUGCCUCCUUCUGGCGCAGAACAUAUAAAAAAGAGCUGAAGGUCACUGUAGCAAAGAAUGUGUCCUGUAUGCUUGGGAACAAACAACGAAAUAUUUUUAUCCGAUCUACAGCAGUGAAUGGUGGGCCGGUGUUCAAGAAGGAAGGACAGGAUCUGGCACUGAUGUGGCCGUCAACGUAGCGAAGCCAUGGCACAGAUUACUCACAUCUAGUUGACACUCGCACUGACAGCAGGGCGGGACUACAGCUUUCAUACAAGACAAGACAACAAUCUCAACUAUUGGACUCAAGUAUCUGUGUAUUCACGCACUGACAAAUGGGUUACCCAUGUCUGAAAUUAUGUAACCAUUUGCUCAAGUGUUGAAGUAUCAUUAGAAGUGUUGGAAUUCAAGAUUUGAUUGUUUCAGAUCACAUCUUUAAACCGUAUGAAAUUUUUGUUUAAAGGUCACAAUGCGCAUAUUCAUGCCAGUUUAUCACCAGUGCAAUUUGUGUGUUAAAAACUUGUUUAAACUAAAUAGUGGUUGGGUAGCCCAGUGGUUAGUGUUUGCUCGUCACACCGAACGCUAGGGUUUUAUUCCACUGUGGUACGAUUCUGGUGUUAUUAUUGUGAUAAUGCUGAAGUGUUGUUGAAAAAGGUGUAAAACCCAACUCUCCGAAAACUUAUCUAUAAAAGUGACAACUAAAAAUAUAUACCCAGUUAUUUUUGUCCUCUACUGUACUUGACAGAAUGAUAUGUAUCAACUUUUAUUUUCAUUUCUUUCAUAUUUGCCCAUGUACAGAGUAACAGAUUUACACAUGGAUGUAUUGAGUGAUUCAUCUUGUGGUGGAGAAGAAAGAUUCUCAUUGGCUAAAAUAUCACUAUUCACUAAAUUUGUCAGUAUAAUAUUUCAUGUUGACAUUUAAUCAUGUCAUGAUAAAUGAUGAUGAUGAUGAUGAUGAUGAUUGAUUUAAGAUAUUUGUGGUAUCGAUAUCCAUGCUUGUGGUAUCUAUGUGCAUGUUUGCGGUAUCGAUAUCCAUGUUUACUGUAUCAAUAUCCAUGCUUGCUGUAUCGAUAUCCAUGUUUGCAGUAUCGAUAUCCAUGUUUGCAGUAUCGCUAUACAUGUUUGCAUACUGCAAGGGACAUCAUACCAUGACUGACAUAUUGUGAUAUAUCAACGUAUCGUUAUACUCCUGAUAACACUGACAAUGUAUCAACAUUAUUUUUACAAUGGAAUAUAUUUGUUAUUUUAUUCAUAUUGUACAUAAAGUCACCGGGUGCAGUUUCCAUACUAAUUUUAUGUCAGCAAAGCAGGAGAGAACAUGUUUGUCAUUUCACUACUGCAUGCUGGGACCUGAGCAUAAAAUAUCAUUGGCCAAUUCAGGUCAUCAGUGUCAUCCGAGUCCUUCAAGAAGUUUUUGUACAUUCGUGAUGGAAAUUAUUAAUUGUUGACUUCACAGCCUUAGAAGUGUUCUUUGAUGUUUAAUAAUGCCUUACCCCAGUUAGCGCCUUAGAAGAAGUCUCUGACAAUCAGUAAUGCCUUGCCGCAUUUGGAAACCUGGAUAACGCCUUAGAAGAAGUUCUCUCUGACGUUCAGUAAUGCCUUACUCAGGUCUCAAACUGGAGGCUGACGUUUGAUAAUGUCUUUUCCCAUUUUGGAACCUGGGUAACGCCUUAGAAGAGGUCUUCUUUGAUAUUCAGUAAUGCCUUACUCCAUUUUGUAUGUUCAAGACUAUAUUUUCAAUGAACGGUUGUCUUGAAAUGUCAAGGAGGAGUCAACUGACCGGUCAAAUCAGCUCCUAUAAUCUUUGAUAUUUUACAAGAUUAUUUGUACCCGUAUGUCAAUUU
This is a messenger RNA of Haliotis rufescens (red abalone), 4821 nucleotides long. RefSeq names its product unconventional myosin-Id-like. Gene Ontology annotation, molecular function: microfilament motor activity; ATP binding; actin filament binding. The record is from RefSeq and is a predicted model, not a curated record. The transcript is spliced from 24 exons. Gene Ontology annotation, cellular component: microvillus; myosin complex; cytoplasm. The coding region runs from base 151 to 3177 and encodes 1008 amino acids. NCBI's taxonomy places the organism in Eukaryota, Metazoa, Mollusca, Gastropoda, Lepetellida, Haliotidae. Gene Ontology annotation, biological process: vesicle transport along actin filament; actin filament organization.